GUUAGGUCAUGGAAGCUCACACGGCGAACCGAACAUAGGCAUGGAUCAAAGCGGGAUUCAGACAGUACCCGUUGUGUCCCUGAACGCUGAUAUUCUCAUCCUCAUCGUCGAACAUAUAAGGGGACCCCAGUACGACGGAUCCGAUCUUCUCGUUCGCAGCACUUUAGCUGCGCUAGGAAGGACAUGUAAAGCUAUCUCAAAGACCGCAUUGAACGCUCUAUGGAGCUCCCUACGAGAUUUCAGACCCAUCCGUCAUCUCUUGAAAUGCGCCGCUGAGGGGUGUAGGCCACCUAAAAAACAAGCAGAAAUCAAGACUACGCAGUGGAGACUGUUCGCAAAAUACAGACAUCGUGUCCGAUCCAUUGCCAUUCGCGCUCGUCCCAGCACGAAAUUCGAUCUGUUCUUCCUCGCAUUUCGCGGCCAUACCCCUGUAUUUCCCAACCUUGAGCGACUUUACUGGUCGAUAUCCGACAUGAACGACAUCAUACUUCUUCGCGCAUUUAUCGCUCCUGGCCUUCACACACUAUCCAUCACAUCCAGAAUACCCAUCCCAGACGUCUUUCCCAUCGUCACGGACCUCGAAUCGGACGAACUCUACGCUAACACCAUGGGAGAAAUCUGCGAGGUUGCCUCUGGACUGCGCAAACUUUCGCUCCAUCAGUUCUGGCCCUUUAGUCAUGACAGCAGCAGGCUUAUGAUGCAAGCAAUAUCGACCAACGCACAACAACUGGAAGAGCUCUGCGUCGACACCACGCUAUUGGCGAGCCCAUAUACUCUCCAUGACCUUUCAUCUCUCCCACGCCUGCAUACCUUGUCGAUACGCGAUUUCUGUUCGCUCAGCCACUACCCGCCGGUCGUUUUCUUCAAACCGGUCGAGGAAGGUUUCUCCUCGCUUCACACCCUUCGACUUGCCCUCCCAAUUCGUUAUGCCCAUGAUGUACUCCACGGUCUACCCCGUUGCUCUCUUACCACUGUAUCCGUCGUUUCCAAGACUUUUGGCGGUUAUGUCGAUCUCGAGCAGUUCUCGCAUAAAUUUGGGGACACACUUUGGGACGUCCACCUCUGCGUGGACUGCCUCAAUCCCGAAAACAAGACAAGUCUUUCCAUGGACCAUCUCGCACCGCUCACGUCCCUCAAUCUCGCCCACCUCCACUUAAAUUGCUCCCUCCUCAUGAGCGACGACGUUUGCGCUCAACUAGCGCUCUCUCUGCCGCGCAUAGAGACUCUGAGCCUCCGAACGAACCUACGAACAUCAAGGACCGAGGACGCGGAUAAAGUCACCACGCUCCAAGCACUUGUACCCUUCGCUCACCACUGUCGCAAACUCCGAGCGUUGACCAUCGGGACUCAGGUCAUAUUCGAAGAAUGGGGAUACAUCGAACUUCCUGCGGAUUACUCGCCCUCGCCGCUAAAGGAACUGAAUCUCAGUGUGAGGGCACCGCAGGACAUGCUCAUUGAAGGCGUGGCGUUCUUCAUCAUGCGUUUGUUCCCCAACUUGGAGUUGGUUGGCCCUGGCCCUGAGAAUGGGAGCAGUGGCGAUGUGAAAGGUUUGCUUGGACUGAUCGCAAACGCAGUGGGUGUCUUUUAA
Stereum hirsutum FP-91666 SS1 is the source of this 1588-nucleotide messenger RNA. RefSeq lists its product as uncharacterized. The record is from RefSeq and is a predicted model, not a curated record. The coding region runs from base 41 to 1588 and encodes 515 amino acids. The transcript has 2 exons. Lineage: Eukaryota; Fungi; Basidiomycota; Agaricomycetes; Russulales; Stereaceae.